AUGAUAUCAGCUCUGCCUGCAGAGCUCUUACGCUCCAUCGUUCGCUUUGCCACAGAGGCUCCAUCUAUCUUCGAUACAAGCUACAAGGCGGUCUUGGAGGAGAAUCGCUCAUCGACUUUUCGCUCAAUGCGUCGAUCUCUUACCGAUAAACACUCUUUGAGCCUUGUCUCGCGAAGGUUCCAGAGCAUCACUGAAGAAUUUCUUUAUGAGUUCAUCAUCUUACAAUCGUGCGGGAUAGAGGUGGUGCGAUUCCUGGCAGAAAAACUUGCGACCCGCCCGUCGCAAGCAAACGGUCUCCUACCUAUUGGGCAUCGCGUUCGCCGAAUCGACAUUGACAUCGAGCUCAGCGAUGGCGAGGCCGAUGAUUGGUUCUUGGGAUUAUCAAAUUUGUGGGGACUCAUUCCAUCAUGUCCAAAGCUGAUCAUCCUGGUAUCAUCCGUUGUGCUCUGGCAACCACUCACUUUGAAAUCUGAAGUCGAUAAUUUCCUCAGCAUGAAAGUAUUCAAAAUACCCAUUGAAUUAUUGAUGACUAUCGCGGGCACUUGCGCACAGACAUUACGGCGCAUAGAUAUUAUGGGCCAACUUACAGUUUCCAUCGAUCAUCUGACGCAGUUCUGCUCGUCUACCCGUAGCACUCUCGAGGUGUGUCGCUUUGCGAGAGUGCACAAAGACGUCCAUCUGGCACAACCCACCAUUCCU
This is a messenger RNA of Heterobasidion irregulare TC 32-1, 699 nucleotides long. RefSeq lists its product as uncharacterized. The annotation marks the transcript as partial. Lineage: Eukaryota; Fungi; Basidiomycota; Agaricomycetes; Russulales; Bondarzewiaceae. The transcript has a single exon. The record is from RefSeq and is a predicted model, not a curated record.